Candidozyma duobushaemuli is the source of this 3705-nucleotide messenger RNA. RefSeq names its product Pho81p (gene PHO81). The transcript has a single exon. The record is from RefSeq and is a predicted model, not a curated record. Lineage: Eukaryota; Fungi; Ascomycota; Pichiomycetes; Serinales; Metschnikowiaceae. Gene Ontology annotation, biological process: lipid metabolic process. The coding region runs from base 1 to 3705 and encodes 1234 amino acids. Gene Ontology annotation, molecular function: phosphoric diester hydrolase activity; protein binding.
AUGAAGUUCGGAAAGUACCUCGCGUCACGUCAGCUCGAGCUACCCGAGUACCUGGGCUACUUCAUCGAUUACAAGGCGUUAAAGAAGUUGAUCAAGCAGUUGGGUGGAGGCAUCGACUUGGCUAGCACGGAGCCGAACAGCCAGUUCAAGAUCCAGCAGAAGCUCAAGGACAACAAGGCGAGUUUCUUUUUCCGUGUGGAGAGAGAAUUGGACAAGGUGAAUCUGUUUUACUUGGAGAAGCAGGCGAACAUGGCGAUCAAUUUGGACCUUGUGUUGAUGAAGAAGGAGGAGCUUUUCACCAAGUCGCUGGAGAUUGCUCUGGACCCGUCAUCCAGUAACUCCACGCUCAACUUCAAGAAUUCCAUCUUGUUCCUCAAUUUGUACCAGAAUUUCAAGAAGAUCCACCAGGACUUGCUCCGGUUGCAGCAGUUCAUCGAAUUGAACGAGCAGGGUUUCCUGAAAGUGGUGAAAAAGUGGGACAAGCGGUCCAAGUCCCAUACCAAAGAGCUCUUCUUGCAGACGGCGGUCAGCGUGCAGCCGGUUUUCCACAAGAAUGAGAUCAACGAGCUUUCCGAUCUUGUGAUUCAAUCCCUCUUCGAUUUAGAGUCUAUUAUGGACGGUGACUACGCUGUUUUGGAGAACUACAGGAGUACCAGACUGGCUCUGACUCCUUCCAACUACUCUGAGGCCAUUGCCAGACACGGUUCGAUCACUGGUAUUGAGCAGCAAGAAAUGAGUCUGGAUAAAUCUUCGUUUGGCACUGCUUUCCCCAGUCCCCGUCACAACUCGUUUACUGGCUUCCACACCUCCGAAAUUGAUGAUUUGUACUCGAGUUUUGUGAACGUUGCCACACUCAAAGACACUGAUGUGCCAGUAUUGAAGAGAUGGAUCGAAAAAGUGAGGUCCUCGCCAAAAGGUGCUCAAGGUGAUGCUGCGUCAAAAUACAAGUUCUCAAAGAUCUUCCUUCUUGCAAUUGGCAACCUCAAUAUCUCAGAUGGCUUCCUCAAGACGUUCCUUGACCUCAUUGACUACGACGUUGACUUCGAGUUAAGUUCAGAGGAUUUCAACAACAACAAGUCCCUUCUACACGAAUGUGUUUCUAUCCAGCCGCUGUCAGGUCAUGAAGAGCACCAGCACGUCAGCAUCAACAACGGUGUCAAGGUGGUGACUUCUGUUGAUAACGUUGAACAUUCGAGAGUUUUCAUCAUCGAGUACAUUAUUCGAAAUCUUUCGCCAGAGUCCUUGAGUCGGCUCUUAAUACGCAAAGACAUGAAUGGUAGAACUUGUUUGCAUUAUGCAUCUCAAAACAACUGCCUUGAGCUUUUGACCCUCCUUUUGCCACACUUCCCCAGGAAUCAUCUCGACGAUCUUGACAAUGAAUCUAUGUCAGCUUUGCUUCUCGCUAUAAAGCACAACAACUUUGACAUUAUCAAGAUAUUGGUGCAACAUGGAAGUAACAGGUAUCCGGUCACUAAUGAGUCCAAGCUUCAAUAUCUCCCCGUCAACUACGCUUGUAAGUUUGGUGACUAUCAAACGGUCGAAUACCUCUUGCGUUACGCGGACACUAGCCCCGAACUGAUCAACCAGCAAGACGUAGAAGGUCUUUUCCCACUUCACGUCAUUGCUCGUUCAGGCAACUAUCCUUUAAUCAAACUCUUGACCGAAUUCGGAGCCAAGGUGAACCAGCUUGAUGGUUUAAACAAGUGGCCACCCUUAUUCUAUGCUGCUGCUGAAGGACAUGUCAACACAGCGCAGGAAUUGAUCAAGUUCGGGGCAAAGCUAGAUAUUGUCGAUGAAGAUGGCUACAACGUGUUAUACUACUGUGUGACUGAAGGUCAUAUAGGUGUUCUCAAUCAUAUUCUUUCGUAUAAGAAAGAUAUUGCAAAGGAGGAGAAGCGAUCGCCAAUCGAUGUUAACAUGGACUCUAUUCCUGAAAGCUCGAUUCCAGGACAACACAAAGAUGGUUCAGUGACGAUACUUGAUGUUGAAGAGGAUUCUGAAGACAGUGGUGAUAUUGAGAAGAAUGUUGACCUGAUCCCCCACCUCGAGCUUCCGCCUCCUAUUCUUCCCCUCAGAAGGUACGGUCAUAACUUUUUGGAGCAAAAGGUUUUGAUUGAGCUUGUCUUCUCUAAUGAAAAAGGCUCUAUCAACCUUUUUAAUUCGGCAACAGGGCUUCAGCCAGGUAGAAUUACCAUCACAUCCAACAUCUCGGAUAUCGUUCCCAGGAACAUUCUACUCCCAACCAAUGGGGGCGAUAAAGAGACAACAAGCUGUAUUUUCCAAACAGAAGUCGACUCUUUAAAUGAGUUCAGAAUCGACUUUGAAAUCUUUCCAAAGUUUGGGACUCGUCUUAUUGCAAAGACGACGGCUUUAAAUUUGAAGCAGCUCGAUACAUCAUCUCUUGAAUUUAAUGCAAUCGUGCUUCCUCUCUUCGAUUUGAGGUUGAGAAAUAUCGGUGAACUCAAGUUCAACUAUCAAGUCAUCUUCCCAUUCUCGGGAACCUUGCUUGAGACAACCAAGUACGACACCUACUGGAAGUCUUCCACCAAUUUCGUUAAGAACAAGCCUGCCAACAAACUUAAUGGUCAAGGCUUGUCGCCUAAUAACUUCUUAUCUCCAUCGAACAUAAACAACGCUCAUGGUGAUGCGAAAAACGGAAAUGGUGUUGGUAACCAAGUCACCCUGGCAACGGCUCCAGGUGCAAAAUCAAAUUCAUCUUUCGUCACCGCCACAUCCCUCUCUGGUGACUACUUGCGAAUCAAGGUUUGUCUUCUUAACGAUGGAUCUCCAUUCGUAUGCCCUCAUUGGUCUAUCGCCGUUGCAGAAAAUGUUGAGCUUCUCUUGCCCAACUUGACUCCAGACCAAUUGACAACAAUAUCAUCAAGUCUCUUUGACUACGAUAAGAUCAUGAAUGAUCUUUCAAAAAUGACUGUAAAGGACAUUGCGCUUAUCAAAAAGCUUCUAAGAAUUAUUUAUCUUCCGCUUGAUACAUUUUUGAACGUUUUGAACCUUGAGAUCAGAUGCAGCAUAGAGCUAGUUUUCCCCUCGCUUUACGAGUUGGAUAAGAUCCCUUUUGCAGGAAACAUUCAGCUGAAUCUCAACACUUUCAUCGAUCUCACCUUGAACAGCGUUUUUGAUCAUAUAAGGGCUGUAAAGGUGAAUACGAAGAAUGAAACAAGCAGGUCAUUGAUCUUCUUGUCUUCGAAUUCGAUUGUUUGCAAGAUUUUGAACUGGAAGCAACCUAACUUCCCAGUAUUCUUGAUCAUGAAUGGUAUUGUUUACAACAAUGCUACUGGAGUCUUCGAGGCACAUUCGGCUAACGGCUUACCCAUUGAAAGCUCUGACACUAUGGGAGCACAGUCCAGUAAUUUUGAUUCGAAUGCCAAGUCAACGACGUCUGAGACGAAACUCCGAGCCAAUGAUCAGGAACUCACUGUUAGAUCUAUCAAGGACGCUGUCAACUUCACUAUUGAGAACAACCUUAUUGGUGUCAUUACUUCGAUUCAUCUACUCGAUCUAGUGCCAAAACUCAUACCAUUGAUCAGGUCUAGAGGGUUGGUGUUGGUCGCUUCUAAUGAUAUUAUGGACCCAGCGGCUAACCCUAAUUACCUGACGAAGGAGUUGGAUAUCUACAGCAGGACUGAGAUCAACGGCUUGCGGUUUGACGAUGUAUUAAGUUUCAAGGAGGAAACUGACAGAAUUUAA